Molecule: messenger RNA, 981 nt
Organism: Rhizoctonia solani
Lineage: Eukaryota; Fungi; Basidiomycota; Agaricomycetes; Cantharellales; Ceratobasidiaceae
Product: OTU-like cysteine protease
Exons: 9
Coding region: 1-981 (326 amino acids)
Biological process (GO): protein deubiquitination; endoplasmic reticulum unfolded protein response
Cellular component (GO): cytosol; nucleus
Molecular function (GO): cysteine-type deubiquitinase activity
Source: RefSeq, a predicted model, not a curated record
AUGUCUGUACCCAUCCGCAUACGUCACCCGAAAGGUGUCUCUACCCUUCAGGUUGACCUUAACUCGGAUUCAGCAACCGUACUCUCAUUGCAGCAGAGUAUUCACGAGUUGAGCGAUCUCCUUCCGUCCCAACAAGAGUUAAAGUCUGGGUAUCCACCUAAAGCACUUACCUUGAUACCCGAGCUACCAUUAUCAUCCCUUGGGCUCCAAAGAGGCGACCAGAUUACAGUCACAGCAAAGCCUGGCAGUGUGUCUGCUACUACUGGACCAUCGGUUCCUACAGCACCGGUUUCUGCGCCACGGCCUCCAGCGUCUGUUCAGACACCUAAAGCGAGCACGGGUUCUACCAACGAUGGAUUUGUUGAGACAGAUGUAGGAACACUGGUUCAUCGUGUUGUCCCGGACGAUAACUCCUGUCUAUUUUCGUCUGUUGCGAUUGUUUUCGGGCAGGACAUAACGGCAGCUCGGAAAAUGAGGUCCGUCGUGGUCGAUGUUAUCAAGAACGAUCCAGAGGCAUAUCCGGACGUUGUUUUGGGACAAUCUAGGGAAUCUUACAUGGCCGCAAUCUCCAAAGAUUCUACCUGGGGGGGAGCAAUUGAACUUUCCAUAUUUUCGGAUUAUUUCCGCACUGAAAUCGACAGCUACGAUGUAGAAACAGGUCGCUGCGAUAGGUUUGGAGAAGGAAAAUACGACAAUAGAUGUGUGUUAAUGUACUCUGGUAUUCACUACGAUGCCGUGUCUCUCGCUCCGACUCGAGAUGCUCCUCCAGAUUUUCAUACUACCGUCUUUCCAGUAGAUGGGUCCGAUAACAUAUCUCAAGCUGCCUCAAAACUCGCAUCCCAAUUACGAGCGUCGCGUAAGUUUACCAACACAAGCACUUUCGACUUGAAGUGUGAAAUUUGUGGUCAAGGCCUCAAGGGGGAAAAAGAGGCUCGUGCUCACGCUGCUCAAACUGGGCAUACAUCGUUUGGCGAAUACUAA